This is a messenger RNA of Dalotia coriaria, 1474 nucleotides long. Its product is annotated as cathepsin O-like. Gene Ontology annotation, molecular function: cysteine-type endopeptidase activity. Gene Ontology annotation, cellular component: lysosome. NCBI's taxonomy places the organism in Eukaryota, Metazoa, Arthropoda, Insecta, Coleoptera, Staphylinidae. The transcript is spliced from 2 exons. The record is from RefSeq and is a predicted model, not a curated record. The coding region runs from base 150 to 1037 and encodes 295 amino acids.
GUUUGCUGUUUUUCGGCAUUUUAUCAAAGUUUAGACCCAAAUCUUGGGAGGAAGACGAGUUUCAAUUUUUUAUUGAUAAAUUUAAUAAAAGUUAUGUGAAUGAGACGGAAUACCAACAGAGAUUUCUAGCAUUCAAGAAAUCCCUGGAAAUGAUUGAGAUAAUGAAUAAAAACCGUACGUAUCAAACCAGCGCACUGUACGGCAUUACCGCAUUCUCGGACAUGUUACAAAGUGAGUUCGAGGAUUUACGCUUACAGAAGAAUUACGCCGAAAGAAUGGCGUUGAGACAAGCCAACAACGCGGGAAGCAACGAAAAGCUACACAGAUUUCGCCGCGACUUUACCGACGCUAAUCUACCCCGCAAGAUAGAUUGGCGCACUCAAGGGGCGCUCACCCCGGUGAACAAUCAGCACGAGUGCGGCGCUUGCUGGGCGUUCAGCGCGAUCGAGACGAUUGAAGCAGCGCACUGGCUGCGCACCGGAGAGCUGCGACCGCUGAGCACGCAGCAGAUGAUCGAUUGCGCACGCAACGGCAACAACGGCUGCAGGGGCGGCGAUAUAUGCACCCUCUUCGAGUGGCUAGUUGAUAACGACGUCGCCAUCCGUCCGGCCGAUGAUUAUCCACUGCAUUUGAGGGAUGAGCAAUGCAAAAAAUUGACAAGCGUUGGAAACGCUACGACUGCAUCUGAAAGCAAAACGGACGUGAGGGUUACGAAUUUCGUCUGCAUGGAUAUGAUUGGGAAAGAGGACGAUCUGUUGGCGGGUCUAGGCCGCAUGGGUCCGGUGGCGGUGGCCGUGAACGCCAUCAGCUGGCAGAAUUACUUGGGAGGUGUGAUACAGCAUCACUGCGGGUCGCAUCCGGCCCUCAUGAAUCAUGCCGUCCAGAUCGUCGGCUAUGAUCUGGAAGCGGAAAUUCCGCACUACUUAGUACGGAAUUCAUGGGGCGAGGAGUUUGGCCAUCAGGGGUAUUUGAAGAUCGCCAUUGGGGGCAACCUUUGUGGGAUUGUCAACGAAGUGGCUGCCGUUGAAGUCACCUGAAAGUCCACAAGUUUCUACAAGGAAGUUGGUUUUGAGUAGGGUAAUAAAUAAAUAAUUUCAAGCAAACAGAAUGCUUUAUUAGAUACACCACUGCAAUAAAUACACGCUUGUAACAAACUGAUAUGACUUAAUCAUCAAAUAUUGUACUCAAUUAGACAGUUUUCGUUAAACACUAAGUUAAUAAUAGUUGUAUAAAUUAAUAUCCAAAUGCAAAAACGCAAACGCGCUGGUCGCGCUCGGUCUCCGAGAUUGCGGGGAGUUGGGAGCGGGUGGUCGCGGUGUUGUUGCGAUGGGGGUGGUAAGAGGGUCGCAAACAUCGUCCGGCCUCGCCUCGCCGUCGCUCAACGCAAUAACAAAUCCAAACAACUUUUGGUCACUUACAUAUAAGUAAUAAUAGCAAUAAUAAAUGCCGCCGACGGGCGCAAACGUUUCCACAA